Messenger RNA from Eutrema salsugineum, 2063 nucleotides. RefSeq names its product 3-ketoacyl-CoA synthase 9. Bases 314 to 1846 code for a protein of 510 amino acids. Lineage: Eukaryota; Viridiplantae; Streptophyta; Magnoliopsida; Brassicales; Brassicaceae. Gene Ontology annotation, cellular component: membrane. Gene Ontology annotation, molecular function: acyltransferase activity, transferring groups other than amino-acyl groups. The transcript has a single exon. The record is from RefSeq and is a predicted model, not a curated record. Gene Ontology annotation, biological process: fatty acid biosynthetic process.
ACACAUACACACACAUCAGAAAAGCUAAAAAAAGACGAUAUUCUUUUCCUUCUUCUCUCUCUCUAAAUCAUAACACAAGUUUCCGGCAGAUCAACUGUUUUCUUCUUUCGUCUUUAUACGUGUUCAUCAAUGGCGUCUUUUCACUGAUCCUAGUCCUAUCAAACCCACUUACCACCCAUUAUAAUUAAUUCCCAAAACAAAAAGAUCCUUUUUUUUUAUUCCUUCUCUUUCGAUCUCUCGUUAUAUAUUCUAUAUUGCACACAUACACUCGUGCACGAUCGACGAAAGUUAACGUUUUUUUUUCGAAUCCGCCAUGGAAGCUGCAGAACCAGUCAAUGGCGGAUCCGUACAGAUCCGGAACGAGAAUGGGUCACGAAAGCUUCCGAAUUUCUUACAGAGCGUGAACAUGAAAUACGUCAAGCUAGGUUACCAUUACCUGAUUACUCAUCUCUUCAAGCUCUGUUUGGUUCCGUUAAUGGCGGUUUUAUUCACCGAGAUCUCUCGAUUAACACCAGACGAUCUCUACCAACUCUGGCUCCAUCUCCAAUACAAUCUCGUCGCCUUCAUCCUCCUCUCUGCUCUAGCCGUUUUCGGGUCCACCGUCUUCAUCAUGACCCGACCCAGAUCCGUUUACCUCGUCGAUUACUCUUGUUAUCUCCCUCCGGAGAGUCUCAAAGUCAAAUACCAGAAAUUCAUGGAUCACUCGAAGCUAAUCGAAGAUUUCAACGACUCUUCUCUCGAGUUUCAGAGGAAGAUUCUCGAGAGAUCGGGUUUAGGAGAAGAGACUUAUCUUCCCGAGGCUUUACAUUGCAUCCCUCCGACUCCGACGAUGGUGGCGGCGCGUCAGGAAGCUGAGCAGGUAAUGUUUGGUUCGCUAGACAAACUCUUCGAGAACACAAGAAUCAACCCUAGGGAUAUUGGUGUUUUGGUAGUGAAUUGCAGCUUGUUUAACCCGACUCCUUCGUUAUCGGCCAUGAUUGUUAACAAGUAUAAGCUUAGAGGGAAUAUUAAGAGCUUCAAUCUAGGUGGAAUGGGGUGUAGUGCUGGUGUUAUCGCCAUUGAUUUAGCUAAAGAUAUGUUGCAAGUUCAUAGGAACACUUAUGCUGUUGUGGUUAGCACAGAGAACAUUACUCAGAACUGGUAUUUCGGGAACAGGAAGGCCAUGUUGAUUCCUAAUUGCUUGUUUCGUGUUGGUGGAACCGCGGUUUUGCUUUCGAAUAAGAGCAGGGAUCGUAGACGGUCUAAGUACAAGCUUGUUCAUACGGUUAGGACUCAUAAAGGAGCUGAUGAGAAGGCUUUCAAUUGUGUGUACCAAGAACAAGACGAUAACGGGAAAACCGGUGUUUCUUUGUCUAAGGAUCUUAUGGCUAUAGCAGGGGAAGCGCUUAAGGCGAACAUCACUACUUUAGGUCCUUUGGUUCUUCCUAUAAGCGAGCAGAUCUUGUUCUUUGCUACUUUGGUUGCGAAGAAGUUGUUUAAUGCUAAGUUGAAGCCUUACAUACCGGAUUUCAAGCUUGCGUUUGACCAUUUCUGUAUCCAUGCUGGUGGUAGAGCUGUGAUUGAUGAGCUGGAGAAGAAUCUGCAGCUCUCGGAGAGGCAUGUGGAGGCGUCGAGGAUGACGUUGCACAGGUUUGGAAACACUUCAUCGAGCUCGAUAUGGUAUGAACUGGCUUACAUUGAGGCUAAAGGGAGGAUGAAGAAAGGGAACAGAGUUUGGCAGAUUGCUUUUGGAAGUGGGUUUAAGUGUAACAGUGCGGUUUGGGUGGCUCUGGGGAAUGUCAAGCCUUCGGUUAGUAGUCCGUGGGAACAUUGCAUUGACCGAUAUCCGGUUAAGCUUGAACUCUGAUUCAAUCAUUUGGUAUCAACAUGGUUAGUCCCUAGUCUAUUUGGCUCUUCCUUGUUUAUUGCUUUUUGUUUCCUUUUUUUUUCUUUUUCCAUUGUUCGAUUGUUCUUGUACUCUUAAUUUGAUGCUUCUUGAAUUAUUACUCACUUUGUGUUUUAUGGCAUCUUGAGCCACCUAUUUGCAUCUCUAUUUGCCAUACUAGUUGGAACAAGAAUCAAAA